Messenger RNA from Brachypodium distachyon (stiff brome), 2003 nucleotides. RefSeq names its product probable ascorbate-specific transmembrane electron transporter 1. The transcript is spliced from 4 exons. The coding region runs from base 1122 to 1688 and encodes 188 amino acids. Gene Ontology annotation, molecular function: oxidoreductase activity. The record is from RefSeq and is a predicted model, not a curated record. Lineage: Eukaryota; Viridiplantae; Streptophyta; Magnoliopsida; Poales; Poaceae.
AAUUUUGGAUUCUGCCGUUUUGUUUUGUUCCCUAGAAGAAAACAAAAACUGAAAUCGCAUCGAGUGGGGUAGGUAAGGAAGCGCGAAGAUUUGAACGUUGUGUCCGCGCGAUACAAUCUACUGCGGAGUAUUUAACUUUUUGCUGUGAACAUUGGCCUGGUGAUUUCUAGUAUUGUAUCCUGAAGAUUAAAUGAUGCUGUUGCUCUAGCCAUAUGAAGGUUCAAGGAUGUUUGACUUAUGAUAAGAAAAGCUUCUAUUUGGGUUAUGCAUAGAUAAUUAGGAUGCAUAGAUAAUUAGGAAUUUUGAAGUCAAUCUGUACGGCGAGGUGCUAAUUUGUACGAACUAGGUCCCUUAGGUUUGAUGAUAAAAGCUCGCAUCGAUGUAGUAAUGGAUGUGGCGCUUGGAAUGACCCAUCUGGCUUGAGCAGUUCUUCAGAAUACAGAGUCCAAGAAAGUUUGUUAGCAAGUGCUAGGGAGAUCAUAUUAUUGCUUCUCUUCCAUUAUGUUAGAACAAAGAGGAGUGAUAGUAAAAAGAUACUCCUAUAAAACAAUGGUGGAGGGAGGGAGCCCUUGGUUAUUAGGUAUGUAUAUAAUCUAUUUGGUUUUAGUUCAGAUCUCAUCUCACUGUCUCACACGCCAUGCUGGUCAACACAUGGCUUGUUGCCGAUCCGUUGUGGAAGAGAGAAAACUCUGAAACUCUUGCUUGAUUUCCGUUCCCAAAAAAAUUAUAAGUAGCUUGAGUUGAAAUAUGUAAAAAAAAAAUUGAAGCAUGAUUAAGGGCCUGUCUGGAGAACAUCAAUUUCCCAUGAAAAAGUUCAAUGUUUUCAGGAAUUAGGAAAAAUGAUACCGGGUCCAAACAGGACAUAAAAACAGUACUCCCUCCGGCCGGAAUUACUUGUCACUGAUUUAGUACGACUUUGUACUAAAUCUUGGACAAAUAAUACGGGUCGGAGGAAUUAGUAUUCUAAAUGUCAAUUUGCUACACGUUUCUGUUAUGUUGUUAAUUGCUCUAAUGCAUCUGAUUAUGACUAAUUUAAGUGUUAGUGUCUGUCAAGUUGUAUGUCUAUGCAGUUUAAAAGUCUGUAGGUCUCUGAGUUCACUGCAGAUGGAUAUGAAUUUUCAAUGCAUGUUCACCCUGUUCUUAUGUUGAUUGGCUAUAUUAUUCUUGGCAGUGAAGCUAUAAUGGUAUACAAGGUACUUCCUACGUGGAACCAUGAUACAACCAAGCUGAUCCAUCUAAUUCUCCAUGGAAUUGCACUUGUUCUUGGUGUGGUUGGGAUAUACUGUGCUUUCAAAUUUCACAAUGAAAGUGGGAUUGCCAACCUUUACAGUCUGCAUUCUUGGCUUGGGAUCGGAACAAUUUGUCUAUAUGGUAUUCAGUGGGUAUUUGGAUUUCUUGCCUUCUUCUUCCCUGGGGCUGCACCAAAUGUUAGGAGGGGUGCUCUUCCUUGGCACAUUCUAUUUGGGAUGUUCGUUUACAUCUUAGCCCUGGCUACUGCAGAACUUGGGUUUCUGGAGAAGCUCACAUUCCUCCAAAGUUCAGGCCUCGAUAAAUAUGGGGCAGAGGCAUUUUUGGUGAACUUCACGGCAUUGGUUGUUGUGCUAUUCGGUGCUUCUGUUGUGGUAGCUGCUGUUGCUCCAGCUCGUCUUGAAGAACCACAGGGUUAUGCUCCAAUUCCAGAAAACUAGUAUAUAUGAAAUGGAUUGCAUACAUACAGAAAUUUGCAAAGUUUGAUGCCACCAUAGUGCCGAGAUACUACGAUCUCUUCAAUAUACAAAUGAAUAAUCUGAGGAAGAAUAUAGUUGCGUAUCUUCCUUGUGUAUAUAGAUACAUACAAGUACAGAUUGUUUUCUCGUACAUUACAUAAAAGCUGGAACUUCUAUGUAAGCAGUCAUUUUACAGAUGGGGUAUUUCUCUCUACUUAAUAUUACUCUCUCCGAUUCCACAACUUUGUACUAAAUCCCUGAAACUUACUAUUGAUCGGAGGCAGUGUUAGUUUUCAA